AGUGGCAAAAGCAAAAAACAAAAAUACAAACAAACCCUUCCUUCCCCAAGCAGAGCCACCCCAGCCCAGCGGCCUCCAACUGGGGCGUGAGUUGGCGAGAACUGCAGCUGUCGCUUCUUCAGUUUGGUGCCAGCUUCUUUCUCUUCUCAAGGAUUUUUGAAGGUUAGGAUGGAGCAGGAGAAUGUGGAAGACGAAGUGAAUCUGCAACAGAAGAAGAAGCAUAAAGGAAAACACGACAAACCAAAGCCUUGGGACGAAGACCCAAACAUUGACCGUUGGAGGAUAGACAAGUUCGACUCUUCUUGGAACCCCGAUGGGUUGCUCGAAGUCAGCUCUUUCUCCACUAUCUUCCCUCGCUACCGAGAGAAAUACUUACAAGAAGCUUGGCCAAAGGUUAAAUCUGCUUUGAAAGAAUAUUGUAUUGCUGCUGAGCUCAACUUGGUUGAAGGGUCCAUGACAGUUUCAACAACAAGAAAAACUAGGGACCCUUAUAUUAUUAUCAAAGCCAGGGAUCUCAUCAAGCUUCUAUCGAGAAGUGUUCCUGCACCUCAGGCAAUCAAAAUACUGGAUGAUGAAAUGCAAUGUGACAUAAUCAAAAUUGGAAGCUUGGUGCGAAAUAAGGAACGGUUUGUUAAAAGAAGGCAGCGUCUUGUGGGGCCCAAUUCUUCGACUUUGAAGGCGCUUGAAAUAUUGACAAGCUGCUACAUUCUUGUUCAGGGAAACACUGUCGCUGCUAUGGGUUCAUUUAAAGGUUUAAAACAAGUCAGGAGGAUUGUGGAAGACUGCAUAGAAAAUAAAAUGCAUCCUGUAUACCAUAUCAAGAUUCUCAUGAUGAAGAAAGAACUUGAGAAGGAUCCAGCCCUUAAAAAUGAAAACUGGGACAGGUUUCUUCCAAAGUUUAAGAAGAAAAAUGUUCAAACAAAGAAGGUUAAGAGUAAAGAGAAGAAACCAUAUACACCCUUCCCUCCUCCUCAGCAACCUAGCAAGAUUGAUCAAGAAAUGGAAUCUGGAGAAUAUUUCUUGAGUGAGAAAAAGAAAUUAGCUAAGAAGUGGCAAGAGAAGCAGGAGAAGCAGGCGCAGAAAACAGCUGAAAACAAAAGAAAAAGAGAAGAAUCAUUUGUUCCUCCCAAGGAACCUGUAAAGCAAGAUUCUAGAAAGUCAGAGAAUGAUAAGGAAGAUGUUGCUGCCCUUACCAUGUCAUUGAAGCAAAAGGCCAAGGAGUUUGGGAAGCAAAAAUCUUUCCAAAAUAUCAAUGCAGAAGAAUAUAUUGCAGCACCUGCUGGGGAACAACCUUUAAAGAAGAAAAAGAAAUCCAAGCAUACCUAGUAUAGGCUACUAUGAAUGUUAGGCUAGACAAGUUCAUGGUAGGACAAAGUUUUGCUAAAUAUUUGCUGGCUUUUGCUCAAUCCCAUGACGCGGAUGUGUUCCAUUGUUGAGAAACUGCUGAUGUUGCAUUCUUCAAAGUCUGCAUAGACUAGUUCAAAGACACUCAUAUAUUGAAAUUUGAAAUUCAUUCCUCAUUUUGUUCCUUUUUCCUUUUA
Molecule: messenger RNA, 1541 nt
Organism: Theobroma umbraticum
Lineage: Eukaryota; Viridiplantae; Streptophyta; Magnoliopsida; Malvales; Malvaceae
Product: RNA-binding KH domain-containing protein
Cellular component (GO): nucleolus; small-subunit processome
Molecular function (GO): RNA binding
Source: RefSeq, a predicted model, not a curated record